Molecule: messenger RNA, 6025 nt
Organism: Cervus elaphus (red deer)
Lineage: Eukaryota; Metazoa; Chordata; Mammalia; Artiodactyla; Cervidae
Gene: DDAH1
Product: dimethylarginine dimethylaminohydrolase 1
Exons: 5
Coding region: 146-1237 (363 amino acids)
Biological process (GO): positive regulation of nitric oxide biosynthetic process; arginine metabolic process
Molecular function (GO): amino acid binding; dimethylargininase activity
Source: RefSeq, a predicted model, not a curated record
UAGGGAGAGAAGUCAAAGUAUCUAUCCAGAAAGGAAUCAUCCCAUCCUUGGCUUCCCGACCACCAAGAAACCCCUUCCAGUCUCUCUGCGCAGACCACAGCCGCUCUCCAAAUGUGAGGGGUGCACCUGCGGCGAAAUACAGGUAAUGUCAGGUUCCGGUACCGCGCCUUUUGGCCGAGGUUCGCCCCCCAGCCAGCCACCAGCGCACACCUCUCGAGCUCCCCGCUUCCUCGGCCGCCGCCUUCACCCCGACUUCGUGCGACGGUCUUCGCGCGACGGUCCACUACAACUCCCGCCUGGGCCGCCUGCAAACCCGAGAGCGCCGAGUGGGCGCGCGGGUUGCGCGCGGGCAGGCGCCCGGAGCUCUGGGCAUGCUCAGUCGCGCGGGCAGGGCUCCGGGCGCGAGCCGGGCUCCCGCUGCACCACAUUCGCCGGCUGCCAAGGGGAGCCGCCGGGCGCUCGCAGACUCGGUGAGCGCUGCCCGCACAAGACCCUACCGCCGCGCCCCGCGCCGCCACCCCGAGCCAUGGCAUCCCUCGGCCACCCAGCCGCCUUUGGCCGGGCCACCCAUGUCGUGGUACGGGCGCUGCCCGAGUCCCUCGCCCAGCAGGCGCUGAGGCGCACCAAGGGCGACGAGGUGGAUUUCGCCCGCGCUGAGCGGCAGCACCAGCUCUACGUGGGCGUGCUGGGCAGUAAGCUGGGGCUGCAGGUGGUGCAGCUGCCCGCCGACGAGAGCCUCCCAGACUGCGUGUUCGUGGAGGACGUGGCCGUGGUGUGCGAGGAGACGGCCCUGAUCACCCGCCCCGGGGCGCCGAGCCGGAGGAAGGAGGUUGACAUGAUGAAAGAAGCACUAGAAAAACUUCAGCUCAACAUAGUAGAGAUGAAAGAUGAAAAUGCAACUUUAGAUGGUGGAGAUGUCUUAUUCACAGGCAGAGAAUUUUUUGUGGGCCUUUCCAAAAGGACAAAUCAACGAGGUGCGGAAAUCUUGGCUGAUACUUUUAAGGACUAUGCAGUCUCCACGGUCCCCGUGGUGGAUGCUUUGCACUUGAAGAGUUUCUGCAGCAUGGCUGGGCCAAACCUAAUCGCUAUUGGAUCCAGUGAAUCUGCACAGAAGGCCCUCAAGGGACUAACUAUGAUGUCUUCCCAUGGCAGCUGGGUUGGCCUGCACGUGUCUGAAAUUGAUUACAAGGGAAGGAGAAGGCUGAAGUUGUCCAUGCUGUGCCUUUGUGUAAAUUAGCAGAAAGAACCUCCUCCAAGUAGACAAACAAGAAAAAGUAGUUUCAUCUGCCAUUCUGGGUAAACUAGGUCCUUAACUCAAAUAAAUUGGUCUGUAACUCAGUAGGUCUCUAAUGCAAAUUGGUCCCUAACUUAGUUUGGAGAAACUAACACGUAAUAAACUAAGAGAUAACACAGUAUAGUUAACUAGCACUCAGUUAUAUGAAAUAGCCUUAAUUGUUAUUCAGAAGAGAAGAAGAAACUCCUUGAGGUCUAGAUAUUCAGAGAAAACUUUAUGAAGAAAAUGUGGCUUGAUGUGGGUCUUGAAAGGUUUGUCAGAGUGGGAUUCAGUGAGAGAGAGUUCCAGGUGGGGACAGGAAAUAAGCAAAGACUAAACACAGUAUAUUCAUGAGAUAUAACCAAACUAACCCAACUAAUAGUUUUCUUGUGGGUUCCGGAGGACACAGCUGGAUGGGGCAGAUGAUGUCUAUAGAGGUAGGGACAUAAAAGUGAGCAAAAGAAUGAGUUUAUCUCCAUGAAGUAGAAGUCUGGUUAUCCAUAGGCUCUGAGAAGAAGAGGCUGUAUUGCUGCAAAGCUGUUGGAUCAUCCCUCCUUUUGCAAAAAAUGAAAUGGAGGGGGAAGGCCCUGUGGUCAAAAAGUGGCAACUGAUGACCUGGAAAAAGAAAGCCAAGCCUCAAGUUCCAUUCUAUGCUUUGGCCACUCACUCACAUUUCUCCAUUAAAAUCAUUUCUUUUCCAUUGUCAAGUCCUCUAAGACCACAUCUUUUAAGAGCAUGCCAUGAGGGUUUUUUAGUCCUCCUUUCUUUAGAGUUCAUUUGAGUCAGUGUUAAUAAUGAUGUUCACUCUAUACUUGAAAACUUCUGUGUCAGAAACUAUAAAUAGUUCUGACUAGAAAGACAUUCUUUGGAGACUGAAUUUUCCAUCAGAAAAUGUGCUUCAUAAACCAUGGGCCUGUGGAGUUGGCCAGUGCCCACCUGCCAUGUUCCUAGCAUCAAAAAGGUCCUCUUCCCUGGUAGCCAAAGUAGGAGUACAAAGUAAACUGAAAACUAAUGAGAUCUCCGUGAGGGUCAGAAAUAAGUGGGUUGGUGAAAUUCAGAUUUAGUGAACUGAACUGGUUAUUUGAGAACAGUUUAGGCACCUGUAUUAAAUCAAUGAAUAAAAUUGAUAGUGGGUAAGUCCUACUGCUGAUUUGAACAUAUAAAUCCUGAUAUAGACAGGCAGGAAGACAAAUGGACAGAGACAAAUACGUCAUUUAUAAGUAAUGAAGUUGUGUUUUUUUUCCACUUCACAAGUGAAAAUACUGAGAACAGAUGAAAUAAGGCAUUUUGAAUAGGAUCUCAUGGUUUCAGAAUCAGAUUUCCUGGACCCAGCUUCUGCUGGCCCCAGUUGCCCAGCCCUCUCCAGAGCCAUUCUUUUUAUUGGAAAGCCUUUUCUAAUUAUUUUGCCAUGGAUUGGUUCUAGCUAAGCUCCCUUUUUCUCCUCUCUCUCCAACUAUUCCCCUCUUCCAUUUGUUGCUGGUUAUCAGUAUCUGAUCUGUAUCAGGGGAGAUGUGAGUUUGGUCCCAGAUGUCUGUUUUUCCUGUGUAAAUCUUGAUGUCUCAGUCUUGUCUCCAUAGAGAAGCCCCUGGCCACUCAGGCAUCACUUUGAGGGGCGUAGCAUUUAAACAGGAGUGAAUUGUGCCUUUCUGUGCUACACACUCAAAACCUGAUUGCUUCCCACAUCUGUCACAGCUCUCUGAGUACUUCCUUCAGAGUCUUUAAAACUACUUCUUGCAUAUUCAUGCAGAGCUGAGAGCCCAAGGGCUUCCCGGUAGUCUUACUGAAUUUGAAACACUUUGUAAUGGGCUGCAGUCUCUUCUUGGUUAAUGAAGUGGGUUCUUAUGGAGAUAGUCAUGAUACCUGUCUAGGCUGUAGGAGAUUUAAUAGUGUAUGCAUUGUCUAUUUAAAUGAAAUAAUCCAUCUAAGAUGACUUUAACAACUCUCUGCUAGAAAGCCCAGAAAGUAUUUAAUGCAGGGUAUAUUUAAAACACUUUUAAUAUAGUUUAUCUAAUAUAGGAAAGAAAGAAAGGAGGACCUAUCAUUACCAUAUUUUACCAUUGAUGUGGCCAAAGUACUGGCAAUUAGGUUGAUUUGACAUUACUAAAGAUAUUAGAUACCAGGUCUUACCCUAGAAACACUAUUAUCUAAGCAAAAUUAGCCUUUAGAGCAACCUGCCCUUGCUACACUUUUUCUCCUAUACUCUUCAUCAUUCUCUUCAUGGCCCUGGGCAAUCACUACCUUCAUCCUGCUCCUCCAGCUAUAAAAGAAAAUAAUAUAAGAGCAAUUAAUUUAUGUUCAGGCAGUAGAUCCACCAGUACUCUUCCAGGAGGAAUGUUUGUCUUCUCAAAGAUGAUGAGAAGUCCAGUUGCUACACAGCUGGAGCUUCGAGUCACAAACGUAAUUUGAGCCACAGAAGCCAACCUCCAGAUAACACAUAUUCUCCUAUCUCAUUCAUUUAAAGUUAAACAAGAGAGAAAACUGGAGUGGGUCGCCAUUCCCUUCUCCAGGGGAUCUUUUCCAAUCCAGGGAAUCAAACCUGGGUCUCCAACAUUAUAGGCAGAUUCUUUACCUUCUGAGCCACCAGGGAAGCCCAGAGAUCAAACCACUCUAUGCUCUUAGCAGUCAGGGUAGUAGUUAAUUCAAGAGGGAGGGAGUCAUGGUGUGCAGGGCCAUCUUGUAUGUUAUACUUUAGUUUUUAAAGAUUAGUAAAAAAAAUACAUAUAUUGUUGGAAGUGGGCUGUGACUAACUUAUAGAAAUAAUUCUUCAGUAGCUGAGUCUAAGUCUCAAAUCCUUGCUUUACCUUCCAUGUGAUAUCUUUUAAUAAGGAAAAAAAAGGCAAACUUUAUAUACCCCUUGACCAAUAUCUCGCCAUUUCCCCUCGCCUGCCAGUCUUUGUAAACCUUAAAUAUAUAUAUAUAUAUAUAUAUUCCUUUAUAUGUCAGUAAAGCUGGGGAGGGAAAAAAACAUAAUAAAGAGUAGAUUUGCACUACAUCUCAUCUGUUCUUUUUCUAUAUCCAUGCCAAAAUCGACUUGCUUUCCAGGAACCUGGAUUAAUUACAUGCUGUCUGUCACAGGAGGACAGAUCGUAAUUCUCACCAUCAGGAGGGGCUCUCAGUAAUACUUUUUUUUUUUUUCAGUAAUACUUUUUAACCCAAUCUCCGUGGUAGCAUUUAGUCUUCCAGCCAACUGGGAGUAAGAGAAAGCAAGGAAAGAAAGACAAAGAGAGGGAGUGAAGAAGAGAGGGAAAGGAGGUGGGGAAGAGUGACACUUAGCUGAAACAAUCAGAUGAGGAAGCUGCUGCCCUCCCCAAAUGCAGAGCUCCAGGGACUUGUGGUACUGACAUGUUGAGGGGUGUGCCAUAAGCUGGCCAGGAGGCAAGAGGCAUCUUCCUAACUUACCCCACACAGGAGACCAGGUAUUUUUCUCCUUUAGGCAUCUACAGUUUUGUUUAGUGACCUUUCUUUUAUUACUAAUUUUAUUCUUUUGUAUCACAAUGAAUUACUGUUUAAGAUUUUUAAUAGAAAUACUAAAAGGAUGUGGUAAGAAAAGAAUUAUGAGAUCACCACUCCAUUUUUUGUGCCUUUGUCAUAUAAAUGGAGCUGAAAUAUAGUACAUGAAAUUCCAGUAGACUUGUAAUUUUAAAUUAAAAAGAUCAUAAUGCAUCUGGACGGAAAUGUCUUUAAGAUUUUUAUGUUUCCUGAAAUAGCAAAUUGCAUUUGUAAGAUUCCUUGAAUGAGGACACGGGCUGCCUGCUCUGAGCUAAUUUAAAUUGCAUAGGAUACAGUGUGUUUUUCUUUUGCAUGACUAACUAUAUAAUAGAGGUCACUCAGUAUUUCCUCUCGUUUGACUCAGCUUCAGCAUUGAUUUUAUGUCCAAAAAUGUCCAUGUUAUUUUAUAGGUGGUCAUUUAAAAAAUGAAAAUGGAAAAAGUCCUUAAUGUUUUUGGAUUUUGUAUGUUUUUUUAAUCGCCUGGAAUUUCCUUUAAUGACAACUGGAACAGCAAUAGCAAAAACCAAAAGACAGAAGGAGAGCUAACCAGUAUCAACAGCAUGAUUGAAAUGGAAAAAUAAAGACUUUGCAUUUUCAGUUGCUGUUACAGGGAAUUAAAGUCUGUAGCUACAAGAUUUCCCACUUUGUAUCUCUACUGUGAAGGACAAAUUGACCAUCCCUCUUAGGUUUAAUUUAGUCUCAUUGUCAGGUUUUCUGUUCCAAUUGUAUUCACCAGAUUCACAAGAAAAUGAUCUUUUAAAAAAUAAUCAACCGUGCCUGAAUUAAGAAAUUAAAACACAAAACCAAAUAGACUCUGAGUUUGUGACAACUGUUUAUGCUCCUUUUCCUGGCAGCAGUUGGCUUAUCUGACAGUAUUCCCAGAGCUGUGUGCCAACAAGGCUGGGGUGGCCAAACAAAAUGCUUUGGCAUGAGAGGGCAAUAAAUAAUCUGAGGCUCGGGGACCAAACAACCUUGCUGCAUAUCAACACUAGUCCCAAGUGAGGCAGGAAGAAAGCAAAAUUGGCCAAGUAGGAGAAAGGGAACAAUGAUGUGUUUUUUUCUCUUGAGCUUUCAAGAAAAUGUCAAAGAGGAAAAAAAGGAAGAAAUAAUAUUUAAAAGGCUGUUCAUUCUAUCCAUUAUAUAAUGGACAUCAAAAAGUACUUAAACUCUAUGGGAUGUCGUCGGGGGAACUCAAGCAUCUUGUUCGGAGGUUGAGAAAAUGGCCUUUUAAGAGUUCUUUCAAUCCAAGACCACUGCUCAUGA